Gamsiella multidivaricata is the source of this 1530-nucleotide messenger RNA. RefSeq lists its product as uncharacterized. Gene Ontology annotation, molecular function: RNA binding. The transcript is spliced from 3 exons. NCBI's taxonomy places the organism in Eukaryota, Fungi, Mortierellomycota, Mortierellomycetes, Mortierellales, Mortierellaceae. The record is from RefSeq and is a predicted model, not a curated record. The coding region runs from base 1 to 1530 and encodes 509 amino acids.
AUGUCAUUAUCCGCUGCCCUGCUCAAAGGAAAGACCGUCGAGGGCUCCCUUGAUGCCCUUUUCAAGAACAGUGCUGGACCCACUCAGUCGUAUGCACCCAUCCCCGCAAAGGUUCGCCAGCCAUUCCCAGAAGAUCUGCCCGAGGAGCCCAAAAAGAAGACAAAGGUGCCCAAACCCAAAUCUACACCUGUAUCAAAAAAGAACAAGAACAAGACCUCUGUCGAGAAUGCGAAUGAGGAUGAGGACGACGAGGAUAAGGAUGAGGGCAUCAGUAAAGGCAAGGCCAGCGUAGAGGCCAAAUACGAGGCCAAGAAAGCGACAACUGCACCAACGGCCAAAAAGAGCUCGAAAAAGACCAGCAACGCUCCAAAGGAGACCGUGGAAUUGAUCGAGCAGCAGACCAAAUACGACUAUGGCGAGGAUAUCAAUACGGAGGAGUCUAAGGUUGAAGAUCUGGUGCAUGAGUCCUUGAAGAAGAACAACAAGCGAAAGGCAGACCCUGAAGCGGCGUCCGAGAAGACUACCGACAAAGAUAACAAAAGGGCGAAGAAGACUAAUAAGGGCAUCUCAGCAAAAGCAGCAGACGGCGGUGAUUCAGACGACGAGGAUGCGUCAUCAGACACCAACAAGGACGGAACCAAAAAGUCAGAUGACCCCGAAAGACAGGCACGGACAGCUUUUGUCGGGAAUCUGCCUGUGUCUUCGAUGUCCAAGGCCGACUUUCGAAAACUGAAAUCAACCUUUUCCGCCUUUGGACCUGUUGAGUCGAUUCGAUUCCGAUCAAUUGCAUUUUCAGAACUGCUGCCGCGCAAGAUCGCCUUUAUCACUGGAAAACUGCACCCGGAACGCGAUGUUGUGAACGCCUAUAUCGUUUUCAAACACAAAGAAUCGGUUGCCAAAGCAGUCGCCGCCCUGAAUGGCCAACUUUUUCUCAACAAACACAUGCGCGUCGAUACCGUUGAUGGCGCCAAGAAACACCAACCGAAGAAGAGUGUGUUCGUUGGCAACUUGGCUUUUGAUGCACAGGAAGAGGAUCUCUGGAAUUUUUUUAAGGACUCUGGCGAUAUUGAGAACGUUCGCAUUAUUCGCGACCGCAAGACUAAUCUUGGAAAGGGGUUUGCCUAUGUUCAGUUCCAGGACCGUGCCUCAGUCGAUGUAGCCCUGAGACUGCAUGAUACUAAGAUGGGAACGCGCAAGCUGCGCGUGGUCCGCUGUAAGCGCCUUGAGGAGGAAAAUACCAAGACAAAUGGGAUGGGACCUCGCUCGAAUAAGGGUGUUGCCAGGGAAUCCAAGGGCAACGACGGAAAGCCUGUGAGGACGCAGCACGCACCAAUCGUCAUGGAUGGUGCGGCCAGACGGUUGGCCUUCAGAAGUCGCAAAGCAAACGAGAAACAUGUUUUGUCAAAGAAGACGGAUGCCAUCGUCGAAGGAGAGCGCUCGCAGAAGGGCGCCAAGGUUGAUUUAGGCAUCAAAAAAGGCAAGACCAAGGUCAAGGCAAACGUCCCCAAGAAGAAGGUCGUCAAGAAGUAG